Glycine soja is the source of this 2630-nucleotide messenger RNA. RefSeq names its product protein NRT1/ PTR FAMILY 4.5-like. Lineage: Eukaryota; Viridiplantae; Streptophyta; Magnoliopsida; Fabales; Fabaceae. The record is from RefSeq and is a predicted model, not a curated record. Gene Ontology annotation, molecular function: transmembrane transporter activity. Gene Ontology annotation, cellular component: membrane. Gene Ontology annotation, biological process: transmembrane transport. The transcript has 6 exons. Bases 516 to 2330 code for a protein of 604 amino acids.
UUCCCACUCCCCCAGUUUUCUGUAAGUAUACUCUUCCUUUCAAUUUGACCCGUGAGCAAUACUGAAAAGCUUUCUAGUUUAGGAAUAGUGAUACAACGCCUCAAACGGAUUGUUCAGCGAAGACAAGCACAUAUAUAAAGUGUAGUGGGGCACAUAUGUUGGCCUUGGUUAACAUCAUUGAUUGAUUCAGCAUCCAUAAUUAAGCAUUAGCAGCCUUAAACCUCUUACCCCUUCAGUUUGAAAUUUGUGCUGACCCUGUCAAUAAUAAUUCAACUUCAACCCGUACGUAACUUCUGUUUGGACGUUUCAAACUGGUGAGCACAGCAGAGUCCAAGAGAAAAGAGAGAGAGAGAUCAUGAUAAAUAGCAAGGAGGACAACAUAAGCAAACAGUUUUAAAGCAUUGGACUAAACAUCUUCUCUCUUUACCUUCCUUGUCUCAAGUGAACCUUUUUUCUCAAAAGCUUCCCUUUUGAGUUAUAUGUUCACCACCACCAUUUUGAAUUGAAACUCGAGAAUGGGAGACAAAGAGGUAAAGGAAGAAGAACAAAAAGGUGGAUUCAGGGCUUCCAUGUUUAUUUUUGUGUUAUCAGCAUUGGACAACAUGGGUUUUGUGGCAAACAUGGUGAGCUUGGUUCUAUACUUUUAUGGGGUGAUGCACUUUGAUCUGUCCAACUCUGCCAACACCCUGACAAACUUUAUGGGCUCAACUUUCUUGCUCUCACUCGUUGGUGGCUUCAUCUCGGACACUUACUUCAACAGACUAACCACAUGUUUGCUUUUUGGAUCACUCGAAGUUCUGGCUUUGGUAAUGCUGACGGUUCAAGCUGGUCUGGACCAUUUACACCCAGAUUAUUGUGGCAAGUCAAGCUGUGUCAAAGGUGGCAUAGCUGUCAUGUUUUACUCAUCAUUGUAUUUGUUGGCUUUGGGCAUGGGAGGAGUGAGAGGCUCCUUGACUGCAUUUGGUGCUGACCAAUUUGACGAAAAGAAGAACCCAGGAGAAGCAAAGGCUCUUGCUAGCUUCUUCAAUUGGAUUUUGCUGAGUUCAACGUUGGGAUCAAUUAUAGGGGUCACUGGGGUUGUGUGGGUUAGCACCCAAAAGGCUUGGCAUUGGGGAUUCAUCAUAAUAACCAUAGCUUCCUCCAUUGGAUUUCUCACCCUUGCUCUUGGCAAGCCAUUUUACCGCAUCAAAACUCCCGGCCAGAGCCCCAUUUUGAGGAUCGCUCAGGUUAUUGUUGUGGCUUUUAAAAACCGGAAGUUACCACUGCCAGAGUCUGAUGAAGAACUUUAUGAGGUCUAUGAAGAUGCUACAUUGGAGAAGAUUGCACACACCAACCAAAUGAGGUUUCUAGAUAGAGCAAGCAUUCUUCAGGAAAACAUCAAGUCACAGCAAUGGAAAGUUUGCACAGUGACACAAGUUGAAGAAGUGAAGAUCCUAACCAGAAUGUUACCUAUACUAGCCAGUACCAUUAUAAUGAACACUUGUUUAGCACAGCUUCAAACAUUCUCAGUUCAGCAAGGGAGUGUGAUGAACCUGAAACUUGGUUCUUUCACUGUGCCUGCACCAUCCAUUCCAGUUAUCCCCCUUCUUUUCAUGUCCAUCCUGAUUCCCCUCUAUGAAUUUUUCUUUGUUCCAUUCGCAAGAAAGAUCACUCACCACCCUUCUGGGGUUACACAGCUUCAAAGAGUUGGCGUUGGACUAGUACUUUCUGCAAUUUCAAUGACAAUAGCUGGGAUAAUAGAAGUGAAAAGAAGGGACCAAGGAAGGAAGGACCCUUCAAGGCCAAUUAGUCUUUUUUGGUUAUCCUUCCAAUAUGCUAUAUUUGGAGUUGCAGACAUGUUCACUCUUGUAGGACUCCUAGAAUUCUUCUACAGAGAAGCACCUGAAACCAUGAAGUCACUGUCAACUUCUUUCACAUAUUUGUCCAUGUCUCUUGGUUACUUCUUGAGCACAGUCUUUGUGGAUGUCAUUAAUGCUGUUACCAAAAGGGUCACUCCAAGCAAACAAGGAUGGUUGCAUGGCUUGGACUUAAACCAAAACAAUCUCAAUUUGUUCUAUUGGUUCUUAGCAAUCCUUAGCUGCCUUAAUUUUUUUAACUUCCUUUAUUGGGCCUCUUGGUACAAGUACAAAGUUGAAGACAACAAUUCAAAGGUGAAUUUGAAGGCUCCUCUCAAAACGGUUGGUGAGAGAAAACAAGACGAGGAAGAGAAGAAGGAUAUGAGAGUGAAGGCUAGAGAAAGCAGCCAAACAAGUGAAGCCAAUACUGAGGGACCCUCUUCCUCUGAUGAAACAGAUGACGGAAGGAACUCUAGGGAAUGGAAGCACAGAUAAAGUCAGGAGGCUCAAGACAUGAUUUGGUAUUAAGGACUAGAUAAGAUAAAACAUGUUAUGUGGAAACACUGAAAAAGAUAGUGGUUGUUGAAAUCUCUCUUAUCUUGCAUGUGUGCUUCUUGUAUGAUUGAUUAGCAUUGUUGCUUCUGGCACCAUCUGUGUGUCUGUUGUGUGCAGGGUCAAAGGUUUUUUUAUUUUCUUUCAUUUAACAUGUUCUUUUUUGUUAUAUAAGUUUAUUAAUUAUUCACCUGCACUUGUAACUAUGUAUUAAGAGAUGCUUAGUUAAUUGUUUUCUCUCUA